CCCCGUCAGCUCCCCCGCGCGUGGGCAGGACAUGGCUUCAUCCUGACGCUCCCAGGACUCGGCGCUGGGGACCCCACGGUCCAAGACCGCAAAUGCAGAAACCCGCGCGCCCCUCGGCGAGGGAAGCCAGAUGCGUGGUUCCCUGAGAUUGGUUCACACCUCCAGGACUGUCCUUUCCCGGUCAAAGCCAGAUGUUCCUCGGGGAAACUCCUUAUUUAAUCUUUAAAAUAAUCCUCUUCAGGGCGUGGCCGGCGUCCUCGAGUCCAGGAGCCCCGGAGAAUUGGCCGUGAAUGGGCGGGACUAUCUCUGGUCCCCGAAGAGCGUGAGGAAGUGUCAGAGCAGAGCAUCAUCGGAAGGAGAUGUCUGUUAAACAUCAUCCGUAGCUGCAGUAGAAACAGUUUGGUUGACACUGAGUGUUUGGGUUUUCGGAGAAAUGCUAUUUUGGUUAAAAGAAGAAAUGGCCUCCCAUGAGCUCACCCGGCGACUGGCCACAGUGAUCACUCAUGUCGAUGAAAUUAUGCAGCAGGAAGUCAGACCCUUGGGGGCAGUGGAUAUAAUUGAACAACUUCAUAGACAAUUUGCCAUUCUUUCAGGAGGUCGGGGAAAGGAUGGUGCUCCCAUCAUCACUUUUCCAGAGUUUGUGGGGUUCAAACAUAUCCAAGAAGAGGACUUCCUGAACGUCAUGACCUACCUGACUAGCAUCCCCAGUGUGGAGGCUGCCAGCAUCGGAUUCAUCAUUGUUAUCGACAGACGAAGGGACAAGUGGAGCUCCAUAAAAGCAUCCUUGACACGGAUAGCUGUAGCAUUUCCAGGAAAUUUGCAACUCAUAUUUAUCCUUCGACCAUCUCGCUUUCUCCAGAGGACAUUUACUGACAUUGGCAUUAAAUACUAUCGAGAUGAAUUUAAAAUGAAAGUUCCGAUUGUUAUGUUAAACUCUGUCUCUGACCUUCAUGGCUACAUUGACAAAAGCCAACUGACAGAAGACUUAGGGGGAACUUUGGACUAUCGCCACAGUCAGUGGAUAAAUCAUAGAACUGCCCUUGAAAAUUUUGCCUUGACAUUGAAGACCACUGCCCAAAUGCUCCAGAUGUUUGGGGCCUGUCUGGCCAAGACAGAGCUGCCCAGAGGUGUACCAUCCACUGAAGACCUUCUCACAUCCCACACGAGGCAGUGGGACAAGCUGCAGGAUGAGCUUCAAUUACUUGAAAAGCAGGGAGCCACAUUGCUGUCUUGCAUUCAAGAACCAGUGACCAGAUAUCCCAUCAACAAACUCAAUCCCAAUGAACUUGAGAAUGCAAUCACCAUGGAGAGGUUAUUGGUUCAAUUGAAAGAAACUGAGAAAGCCUUUAGUCAGUUUUGGUCUGAGCAUCACCUGAAGCUUAACCAGUGCCUACAGCUACAGCAUUUUGAGCACAACUUUUGUGAGGUUAAGCGUGCCCUGGAAAAUUUGUUGGCAGAGCAAGCAGAGUUUACAGACAUUGGAGACUGUGCAAUGCAUGUGGAGCAACUUCUUCAGGAGCACAAAACUCUGGAAGAGAAAGGCCAGGAGCCCUUGGAAAAGGCCCAGCUCCUGGCACUCAUUGGAGACCAGCUCAUCCAAAGCCAUCACUAUGCAGCAGACUCCAUCAGACCCAGGUGUGUGGAACUCAGGCACCUCUGUGAUGACUUCAUCAAUGAAAACAAGAAAAAAGAUGACAUUCUAGCAAAGUCCUUGGAGUUGCAUAGACAACUGGACAAGGUCAGCCAGUGGUGUGAAGAAGGAAUCUACCUCUUGGCUUCCCAAGCUGUAGACAAGUGCCAGUCACGAGAAGGGGUUGACACUGCCUUGAAUGACAUCGAGACUUUCCUGAGCGCAGCGAAGGAUUACCAGUUACCCAACCCCAGGGACUUCUACAACCAGUUUGAGCUGAUGCUCACCGUUGAAGUAAAGGCCAAGGCUCAGAAAGUCCUGCAGAAGCUGGAUAAUGUGCAAGAUAUAUUUCACAAGAGGCAAAUGAGUUUGAUGAAACUCGCAGCCAGACAGACGCGCCCCGUGCAACCUGUGGCUCCCCAUCCUGAGUCCUCCCCAAAAUGGGUGCCACCGAAAGCCAGCCAGCCCUCCACUUUGGCUCUUCUUCAGAAAACAUCUGAGGAACCUUUUGUGGAGACAGAUUUGAACUCCCUGGAGAAGGAAUGUGAUGAGACAAAAGGUGAACUCAAGAAUGAAGAAAUACUUGAUCCUAGUGAUGAUGGGGAGAACCCUGCACAGGAGCAGAUUGAGAGUCCUGGAAGUCUUUCUCCCAGCAGGCGCAUUAUAUGUGACUUACUUGAAACUGAAGAGAUUUAUAUAAAAGAGAUUAAGAGCAUAAUUGAUGGAUAUAUCACGCCAAUGGAUUUUAUUUGGCUAAAGCAUCUGAUUCCAGAUGUUCUUCAGAAUAACAAGGACUUGCUCUUUGGGAAUAUUAGAGAACUUUAUGAAUUUCACAACAGGACUUUUCUAAAAGAAUUAGAAAAGUGCACUGAAAACCCUGAACUUCUGGCACGUUGCUUUCUCAAGAGAAAAGAAGAUCUUCAAAUAUAUUUUAAAUACCAUAAGAAUCUGCCCCGAGCCAGGGCAAUCUGGCAAGAAUGUCAAGACUGCGCCUAUUUUGGGGUGUGCCAGCGCCAAUUGGAUCACAAUUCUCCCCUUUUUAAGUAUCUUAGAGGACCAAGCCAGAGGCUUAUAAAAUACCAGUCGCUGUUGAAGGGUCUCCUGGAUUUUGAGUCUCCGGAGGAUUUAGAGAUAGUUCCAGGCAACCUUGAAGGAGGUUCAAUUAAGAAUGGGCCAAAGAGGACCAAGGAUUUGGCAUUCUCAGCUGAACUCCAGCAAGCUCUGGCUAUGGUGGAGGAUUUGAUCAAGUCCUGUGAGUUGGCUGUGGACCUGGCAGCAGUCAGUGGAUGUCCGGAUGACAUCAGCGGGCUGGGCAAGCUGUUGCUGUGUGACUCUUUCAACAUCUGGACAGUUAACAAGGAUCGUUAUAAGAUGAAGGAUUUUAUUCGAUUUAAGCCCAGUCAGAGGCAGAUCUACCUAUUUGAGAGAGAAAUAGUGUUCUGUAAGAUACGAACGGAGACCAGUGACCAGGGCUUUAUUCCUCAUCACAGUUUUAAGAAGUCCUUGAAGUUGAUGACACUUUCAAUUCACCAACUUGGAAGGGGGAGCAGCAAAAAGUUUGAAAUUGCCAACCAUAAUGGACUUGAGAAAUACAUCCUUCAGGCAGCUUCGAAAGAAAUCAGAGAUUGUUGGUUUUCAACACUAAGUAAAUUAUUGCUGGAACAACAAAACAAUAUUAAAGUUCAAGGAAAUCUACAGUUUGAAGGAGGCACUGCUGUCCCUACUCCAGCUGGUACAGGGACGAACACAUGCACCAUCGAAGAUAUGGAAUGAGGUACCAGUAGCAAGGAAAAUCUGGAUUAACGCACCGGUUCGAUCCCUGGCUGCUCCCCGCGGGAAUGCUCCUCCUUGGACACCUUUGACGAUUGUGACGGUGCAGAAGAUAUGGAAAAGGAUAUCAGUGCGCUGAGUCUCUCGGGACUUUUCCAGAUGGAUGACAAUUAUGAAACCUGUUCUUCCAAAUCUGCUCUGGAAACGGGAGAAAGCCUCCAGGGAGAAAAAGACGGCAAUGAGCAAGACUCGACAACAAACAAAACUGAAGAGAGUGUUGGGGAGCCCACUGGGUUGCUCGCCCUUGCCGGGGAGACGACUAGUUUCCAGGCAAAGGCCGUGGGAGCGAAGGAAGCCCACCUGCAGACCCCCGUGGCAGAGAACUGACACCCGUUCCAGACAGCCACGCUCCGGCUCAGCUGAGCCG
Molecule: messenger RNA, 3827 nt
Organism: Talpa occidentalis (Iberian mole)
Lineage: Eukaryota; Metazoa; Chordata; Mammalia; Eulipotyphla; Talpidae
Gene: MCF2L2
Product: MCF.2 cell line derived transforming sequence-like 2
Exons: 32
Cellular component (GO): cytoplasm
Molecular function (GO): guanyl-nucleotide exchange factor activity
Source: RefSeq, a predicted model, not a curated record